AUGACUGCUGAUAGUUCUCGCAUGGUUGCGCUCGUCCCUUUGUUGCUAAAGUCAAAUGCUGCACAGAGUUUGAUUGAAGAUUACGCAGCUUGCUUAGAGUUACGUUCGGAAGAGUCUCAGACCAUAGAAGACACCAAAUAUGACAUAGGAGUUCUUAUCAUUCAGGUUCUCACCAUUUGCUGCUCAUCGAUAAUAUCAACCGCCCACCCCCAAAUAUCGCACAGUUCUACAGCCAAAGUUUCAUUACAGUUGCUUGAAGUAUUACGGGUUAGGCAUGCAAGGGCACGGACUCUGCGGGCUGGCCAAAGUCUGGUUUCAGCUAAAGAUCUUUGUCAGGACCCAUGUGCAUCACAAGGGUGGAGAACAAAGCAGCUUCAAGUUUUUUCUUUUGUUAUAUGUGAAUCUGAGAUGACACUACAAAAAACAAGGCUUCUAGGGACGGCAUCACAAGGGUGGAGAACAAAGCAGCUUCAAGUUUUUUCUUUUGUUAUAUGUGAAUCUGAGAUGACACUACAAAAAACAAGGCUUCUAGGGACGGCCACUUCUACAAAAAACGUACCUAGAGGUUCGUUCACAGUGAAGCGACACUUUAUUCUCAGGGUUUGCAAAUUACAAGAGAACACUUUCCGCGUCUUCAUUGAUUUUGGGUUUGCAAAUUACAGAUGCUCAUCAUGCAAACUUAGGGUGCAUAUUUCUGGUGGUGGCAGUUUUCCUCUAGCGAGCGUUACUAGCUUAGCUGAUCCUUUCCCUUUACCAUCUGUUGAUACCAAUAAUCUAAAGUGGGUAAAAUCCUAUAAGCGGACCAGAGUACCAUUCUUUCCAGUGGUUCAGAUCAGCCGACUUCAUGUUCCGUUAGAAAGCAAGUACCUCGAGCCGGUAAUCUUGGACACAUUACACGUAUUUCUAAUAGGCUUAUUCAGCUGGGAAAUGGAAACAGUCACAUCCAUGAAUACAUACAGGGAAUGCAACUGCUCUGUUACUCUUCUUGUCUCCAGUAGUGUAAACUGUAAAGUACAAACGGUAGUUAUUGGUGGCGCAAAUUUGGGGAAAAAGUGCUAAAGGAAACCUAAAUCCCAGGAUAUGUGACACAGAACGGUGCAGGAAGGGUUCUAAUCCGCUACAUUAGCUUAUUCGGAUUGACGAGGUCUUUAGGCAUUUCAGACGCAGGAAGGGUUUGCUGUAAAGUGUUAACAAAUGAUACACGGAGACACCAUUUGCUGUAAAGAGUAUAUGAACAUCUAGAUUCUUGCUUGUUUUUUGAGAACAACUUGUUUUUGAGAAUGAGUGGGUCUCUUUUGUAAACAAAUUAACAACUUUGUUUUGAGAAUAUAUAUAAAAAAUUUCAU
Messenger RNA from Papaver somniferum (opium poppy), 1346 nucleotides. RefSeq lists its product as uncharacterized. Lineage: Eukaryota; Viridiplantae; Streptophyta; Magnoliopsida; Ranunculales; Papaveraceae. The transcript has 13 exons. The record is from RefSeq and is a predicted model, not a curated record. Bases 1 to 1059 code for a protein of 352 amino acids.